This is a messenger RNA of Camellia sinensis, 2362 nucleotides long. Its product is annotated as F-box/kelch-repeat protein At1g26930. Gene Ontology annotation, molecular function: protein binding. NCBI's taxonomy places the organism in Eukaryota, Viridiplantae, Streptophyta, Magnoliopsida, Ericales, Theaceae. Gene Ontology annotation, cellular component: nucleus. The record is from RefSeq and is a predicted model, not a curated record.
UAUUUGUAUGUAUAGCUUAUAUAUAUAAUAAUUAGGGAGAGAGGGAGAGAGAAAGGACCCUCUCUCACUAGCCAAAGAUUUUACCCUCAAAGGCCUGCUUGAUUUGCAGAGAGAAUCCAAAGGACGCUUAGAGCAGAACGCGAAGAACUGAAACUGCACUGAAGAGAGAGGAGGGGAGAGAAGAGAGAGUGACAGUCACCCAAAUAUGUACUGAUAUAUAUAUAUAUAGAGAGAGAGAGAAAAGAGAUUUGGUUUAUUUACAUAAUUCCAAUCAGGUCCUCCCUUCUUUCUUCCUAUCCAAUCCGUAGUCAUUUCUGCGUUUGACAAACUUUUCUGGGGAUUUUGGGGCUGAUUUUGCCCAUUUCAGAGGUGGAUUUGGGUGUGGUGAGGAAUAAGAAGGGUUUUGGAUCGAUUUGGGUUUGUAAUUGGUGGUUUUCCUCGGGUUGAAUAACCGAGAUAUGUUGGAAGAUCGAUCCUAUCUGAUUUCGAGGGCUUAUCCGAGAACUUGUGAACACGAAAACAGCUGGUCUUGCAUGAGUUUCAGGCUAGAAAAUGGAAAGAGACUAUUAGAAAUCGAUGGGGAGGAAGAAAUUGGUGUGAGGAAGUCAUCUAAGCAAUCACAUGUUCGGGGGAGAGAUGUUUCUCUGUCCCCGGAAGAUCAAUCUGGUAACCGGGGUCAAGCUGGGGAUAAUUCGGACUCUGAUUCCGCAACCCAUGGUCGAAUCGAUGUGGAGGAAGAAAUUAGUGUGAGGAAAUCGUCUAAGCAAUCAGAUGCUUGCGGGAUAGAGGUUUCUAUGUCCCCAGAAGACCAAUCUGUUAACCGGGGUCAAGCUGGGGAUAAUUUGGAUUCUGAUUCCCUAAUCCAUGGUCGAGACAAGAGCCCUUUUGAAAUCGAUGUGGAGGAAGAAAUUAGAGAGGUUUCUAUGUCCCUGGCAGACCAAUCUGGUAACCAAUGUCAAAUUGGGGAUAUUUCGGAUUCUGAUUCCCUUAUUCAUGGCUUGGGACGAGACAAGCAACCUUCAGAAAUCAAUGGGGAGGAAGUAGGUGUGGGGAAUUUGUCUAAGCAAUCAAAUGCUCAGGAGAGCGAGGCUUCUAUGUCCCAAGCAGACCAAUCUGAUAACCAGCGUCAAGCUGGGGAUAAUUCGGAUUCUGAUUCCCUCAUCCAUGGCAUGGGCAGAGAUGACUCAAUAAACUGUCUCAUUCGGUGUUCGAGGGCUGAUUAUUGUUUUGUUGCAUCUUUGAAUAGGAGAUUUCGCUCUCUGGUUCGGAGCGGUGAGAUCUACAGAGAGAGGCGAAUCCAUGGUAUUGUUGAACACUGGGUUUAUAUCUCAUGCAACCUCCUUGAGUGGGACGCUUUUGAUCCAAAUCGCCGGCGUUGGAUGCGGUUGCCAAGGAUGCAUUCUAAUGAAUGCUUCUUUUUCUCAGAUAAGGAGUCAUUGGCUGUUGGAACCCAGCUUCUUGUAUUUGGAAAGGAAGUGAUGUCCAAUGUCAUCUACCAAUAUAGUUUGCUGACGAACACAUGGUCAUCCGGAAUGAGGAUGAAUGCUCCAAGAUGUCUGUUUGGGUCCGCCAGCCUCGGGCAGAUAGCUAUUAUUGCAGGUGGUUGUGAUUCACAGGGUAAGGCUUUAAACUCUGCCGAGCUCUAUAAUUCUGAGACCAGAAUUUGGGAGACACUCCCAAGCAUGCAUAAGACACGUAAGAUGUGUUCAGCUGUUUUUAUGGAUGAAAAGUUUUAUGUGAUCGGGGGAGUCGGAGGUGCUGAUUCGAAGCUUCUUACAUGUGGAGAAGAAUAUGAUUUGGCAACGGGGACUUGGACUGAAAUCCCUAAUAUGUCCCCCGUGCGGAGCAGUGCCGCACGGGAAAACGAGCAUCCCGCUACAACCGAGGCACCUCCUCUAGUCGCUGUUGUAGAUAAUAUGUUAUAUGCAGCUGAUUAUGCACAAAUGGAGGGUGAAGAAAAAUAUGAUUAAGGAUAGGAAAGAGGUGGUUUACUGUGGCGAAGAUUGCCAGGAGGGGCGGCCUCCAUGAACGGUUGGGGCUUGGCAUUUAGGGCAUGUGGACACCGGCUUAUUUGUAUUGGUGGUCCUAGGGCUUCUGGUGAAGGAUUUAUCGAAGUCAAUUCAUGGGUUCCUAGUGAAGGCCCGCCAGAGUGGAACUUGCUUGGCCGAAAGCAAUCUGCUAGCUUUGUCUAUAAUUGUGCUGUGAUGAGUUGCUGAAGAUCUGCGUUUUGGUGGCACUUCGUGCUGAACGGGUCCAUAAGAUUGCUUUUUCCAUCAGCAUAGCAGUAUUGCUAAUUGGGUAAUUUAUCCCAACUUUUCUUUUCUCUCUUCUUUUUUUCUUUUUUUUCUUUUUUUAUUUUUGU